This is a messenger RNA of Striga asiatica, 1404 nucleotides long. The record is from the annotation of a GenBank genome assembly. Lineage: Eukaryota; Viridiplantae; Streptophyta; Magnoliopsida; Lamiales; Orobanchaceae.
CCCGCCAUUGCAGACCUCUCUCUCUCUCUCUCUCCCCCCAGAGUAGCAUUCAUGGAAUCUCCGGCCCGAACCUUCUCAGUGCUCAUCGCAAUCCUGCUACUCAGCCCAAUAGCAGCCCUAGAAUACCCUCAAGAAUCCGUGAACAAAUUAUAUCCCCACCUCAUGAGCAACGCUAACGGCAUUUCUCCGGCCCCUAAUCCCCAACCUCGGGCUCCCGCGCUGUUUGUUAUUGGGGAUUCUUCAGUUGACUGCGGCACCAACAACUUCCUUGGGACUUUUGCCCGGGCCGACCGGCCGCCGUACGGCAGGGAUUUCGACACGGGUCAGCCCACGGGCCGAUUUUGCAAUGGGAGAAUCCCCGUCGAUUUUAUCGCACUGGAACUUGGGCUGCCAUUUGUACCGAGCUAUCUUGGGCAGUCGGGCUCAGUCAAUGAUAUGAUUCGAGGGGUGAACUAUGCUUCUGCUGGUGCAGGCAUAAUCUUUUCAAGUGGAUCUGAAUUGGGACAACAUAUCUCUCUUUCUCAGCAAAUGCAGCAGGUUAUGGACACAUUUCAACUGUUUAUUCUCAGCAUGGGAGAGGAUGCUGCUUAUGGUCUUAUUUCAAAUUCCAUAUUCUAUAUUUCAAUCGGGAGCAAUGACUUCAUACACUACUAUCUACGAAAUGCAUCUAAUGUGCAGUCCUUGUAUCUGCCUUGGAGAUUCAAUCAAUUCUUAGCUCAGACAAUGAAGCUUGAGAUUCAGAACCUGUACAAUGCGAAUGUUCGAAAUGUGGUUGUAAUGGGAUUGGCUCCUUUGGGGUGCGCCCCUUACUACUUGUGGUUGUAUCAGAGCAAAACUGGGCAGUGCAUAGAGACGAUAAACGACAUGAUACUUGAGUUCAAUUUCGCCAUGAGGUUCAUGGUUGAGGAGCUUAAUCGAAAACUCCUUGAUGCCAACAUAAUAUUUUGCGACGCUUUAGAAGGCUCCAUGGACAUAAUAAAGAAUCACAACCGUUAUGGUGAAAAAUCUUGCUCAUCGAUUCUUCGUUCUAUUAACACGUCCUUGAGUUGUGCUUUUAUUAUUCGACUCGCUCCCGGAUUUAACGUCACAACGGAUGCUUGCUGUGGCUUAGGCAUGUACAGGGGUUGGAUUAUGUGCAUUUCUCCAGAUAUGGCUUGCAAUAAUGCUUCGAGUCAUAUAUGGUGGGACCAGUUUCAUCCAACUCACGCUGUUAACGAAAUUCUUGCUGAUAAUGUAUGGUCCAGCAGGCACACGAGCAUGUGCUACCCCAUGAAUUUGCAGGAAUUGAUAGCUCAGAACGCAAAAAAUAAUUCCAGAGAAAAACGGAUAGAACUUGACAACUUGUCAUAUCAUGUGUAUACAGUUUUCAUGUCGUGCAGUUUGUUAGAACUCAAUGAGGUGUAA